Molecule: messenger RNA, 2349 nt
Organism: Radiomyces spectabilis
Lineage: Eukaryota; Fungi; Mucoromycota; Mucoromycetes; Mucorales; Radiomycetaceae
Product: tryptophan synthase beta subunit-like PLP-dependent enzyme
Exons: 4
Coding region: 92-2206 (704 amino acids)
Biological process (GO): L-tryptophan biosynthetic process
Cellular component (GO): cytoplasm
Molecular function (GO): tryptophan synthase activity
Source: RefSeq, a predicted model, not a curated record
GAAUCCCAUCUUAAAGGUCUAAUUUCAUCACAGCCGUUUUUCUUUUCUUCUUUUUCUCUUUCACCUUUACUUCGGUUUUCAUCUAUAUAUCAUGUCCGCAGGUCUUCGUCAAGCUUUCAAAACGGCCAAGGCAGAAAACCGUGCCGCGUUUGUCACCUUUAUUACCGCCGGUUAUCCCACGCCAGCCGCCACAGUCGAUAAUCUUCUUGCACUCCAACGAGGUGGUGCUGACGUGAUUGAACUCGGUAUCCCUUUCACUGACCCUUUGGCUGACGGUCCUACCAUUCAAUAUGCCAAUACUGAAUCUUUGAAACACAACACUGAUAUCUCCAUGUGUCUUCAAAUGGUUCGAGAUGCACGAUCCAAGGGUCUCAAGGUCCCUGUCGUGUUCAUGGGUUACUAUAAUCCCAUCCUUGCCUAUGGCGAAGAAAAGAUCAUUCGUGAUUGUAAGGAAGCCGGUGUCAAUGGUUACAUUUUGGUCGACUUGCCUCCGGAGGAAUCACACAGCUUCCGUAACAUCUGCCACAAAUACGGAAUGUCUUACGUUCCUCUGAUUGCCCCUUCCACCACCGAAGCGCGUAUUCAACGUCUUGCCAAGUUGGCCGACUCGUUCAUCUACGUCGUCUCCCGCUUGGGUGUCACCGGUGUGUCUGAUCAAGUGAACAAGGAAUUGCCUCAAAUGGUGGCUCGUAUCCGCAAGUACACCGAUGUGUAUUUGGCCGUCGGUUUCGGCGUCUCCAAUCGUGAACAUUUCGAAAAGGUCGGAGCCCACGCCGAUGGUGUCGUCAUUGGCUCUCGCAUCAUCACCUUGAUCCGCGACACGCAGGCUGCAAACCAAGACAUCUCUGAGGCCCUCGAAAAAUAUGGUGCCGAGGUGUCGGGACGCAAGCCCAACUUGGAAACUGAAGCCGCGAAGGCCGAUGUUCAAGCCGAUAUCGAAGUGAACGAAGUGGCUGGUCAAGGCAUCAUUCUUGAAGACAACACAGCGACCAGCUUUUACGAAUUGCAAACCCGAUUCGGUGAUUUUGGUGGCGCGUAUGUGCCUGAAGCCCUCGUGGAUUGUUUGACCCAAUUGGAACAGUGUUUCAUUGCCGCCAAGGACGACCCGGCUUUUAUUGCUGAAUUCCAGUCGUACUAUGACUACAUGUCGCGACCUUCUCAGUUGCAGUUUGCCAACCGUUUGACGGAAGAUGCUGGUGGUGCCAAGAUUUGGUUGAAACGUGAAGAUUUGAACCACACCGGUUCGCACAAGAUCAACAACGCCGUGGGCCAGAUUUUGUUGGCCCGUCGUCUGGGCAAGAAGCGUAUCAUUGCUGAAACCGGCGCCGGUCAGCACGGUGUCGCGACCGCCACUGUUUGUGCGAAAUUUGGUUUGGAGUGUGUGGUGUACAUGGGUGAAGAAGAUUGCCGUCGUCAAGCUUUGAACGUUUUCCGUAUGCGCAUGUUGGGCGCGACCGUGGUGCCUGUCAAGGGCGGAUCUCGAACUUUGAAGGAUGCCAUCAACGAAGCGAUGCGUGACUGGGUCACCAACGUCGAUACCACACACUACCUUGUGGGUUCUGCCAUCGGUCCUCAUCCUUUCCCCAUGAUUGUGCGUGAAUUCCAGUCGGUGAUUGGCCGUGAAGCGAAGCGUCAAUUGCAAGAAAAGGCCGGCAAGUUGCCUGAUGUCGUGGUGGCCUGUGUGGGCGGUGGUUCGAAUGCUAUUGGUAUGUUCCAUCCUUUCGUGGAAGACAAAUCGGUUCGCAUUGUCGGUGUGGAAGCCGGUGGUGAUGGUGUGGAUACGAUGAAACAUUCAGCGACCUUGAGCAAGGGUACCCCAGGUGUGCUUCACGGUACACGCACGUACCUCUUGCAAGACACCAAGGGCCAGAUCGUCGAAACGCACUCGGUCAGUGCUGGUCUUGAUUACCCCGGUGUGGGUCCCGAGCACGCUUUCCUUAUGGCUUCCGGUCGUGCCGAAUACAAUGUGGCCGAUGAUGCCCAGGCCUUGAUUGGUUUCCGCAAACUCACCCAGCUGGAAGGUAUUAUUCCCGCCCUUGAAUCAUCCCACGCUAUCUACUACGCACACAAGUUGGCCCAAGAAUUACCCAAGGACAAGGAUAUCGUCGUCUGUCUUUCAGGUCGUGGUGACAAGGACAUGCACACCGUGGCGGAAGUGCUUCCCAAGUUGGGUCCCAAGAUCGGUUGGGAUUUGCGCUUUGACUAAAUUCUUUGCUCUCAUUCAUUUCAUUUCUUCUUUUUUCCUGCCUAAAAAAACAUCUUACGUCUUCCCUCUUUUAUAACCAUCUCCAUUUUGUAAAUGUUACCGUGUAUUUUCGUAGAUAAAUAAAUCAAAGGAAUUGAUCCAAU